ACACUGCAACUCAGAUCCUCCUUGGAUUUCACUUUGAGAGCUCUGGCUGGAUUGGGGUCAGUGAGGGCUGGCAUCAAGAUGAAGGGCAGCCAGGCUCCUCCUCCCUGGAGAUGUGGCUCCAAUCCCUCCCUUUAAUCCUUUUCUACCCACUCUACCCCCACGACUCCCUCACUGACCAGUGUCCUGGGCCUUUAAGAGUUGGAUGGGCUGGACUGAAGACAGCUCACACUUCUCCCCACCUCACUCCUUCCUUCUGGCUGCAACUGCCAGUCACAGCAGCAAACUGCAGUAGAAGAGGGGAGGAAGCCAGCCAGUGCAAGAGGAACAAAGGAGAAAAGGAGCCGGCUGGGUUUUCUCAUUUCACAGUGGAGAGCAUCGCAGAGUUCACAGAUACAGGACUGCUCUCCCGCACACGGUGACUCUGGCGCCAGCUGGUAGAACAGUGGGUAAUGGCAUCCCUGCUUCAAGGCCGGCUACCCGUCAAUCAGGACGUGCUGCUGAUGCAGAAAGGUACGCUGAUGCGCAAGGUGAGAUCCAAAAGCUGGAAGAAGCUAAGAUACUUCAGACUUCAGGAAGAUGGCAUGACAGUCAGGCAUGCCCGGCAGGCUGGAGGCAGAAGCAAGGCCAGCUUCUCAAUUUCUGACGUGGAGACAGUGCGUAAUAGCCAUGAGUCCGAGUUGCUGCGCAGCCUGGCGGAGGAAUUUCCCCUGGAGCAUGGUUUCACCAUCGUCUUCCAUGGCCGCCGCUCCAACCUGGACCUGGUGGCCAACAGUGUUGAGGAGGCCCAGAUUUGGAUGCAGGGGCUCCAGCUAUUGGUGGACUUUGUCACCAGCAUGGACCAACAGGAGUGGCUGGACCAAUGGCUUAGUGAUUGGUUCCAGCGUGGAGACAAAAACCAGGAUGGUAGGAUGAGUUUCGAAGAAGUCCAGCGGUUACUGCACCUGAUGAAUGUGGAAAUGGAACCAGAAUAUGCCUUUCAGCUUUUCCAGGCAGCAGACAUGUCCCAAUCUGACACUCUGGAGGGAAAAGAAUUUGUAGAGUUCUAUAAGGCAUUGACUAAGCGUGCUGAGGUGCAGGAACUGUUUGAAAACUUUUCCGCUGAUGGGCAGAAGCUGACCCUGCUGGAAUUUGUGGAUUUCCUCCGAGAGGAGCAGAAAGAGGGAGACCGUGCUUCUGACCUUGCUCUAGAACUCAUUGACCGCUAUGAGCCUUCAGAUAGUGGCAAGCUGCGGCAUGUGCUGAGCAUGGAUGGCUUCCUCAGCUACCUCUACUCAAAGGACGGAGACAUCUUCAACCCAUCCUGCCGCCUCAUCUACCAGGAUAUGACUCAACCCCUGAACCACUACUACAUCAACUCCUCUCACAACACCUACCUGGUGGGGGACCAGCUUUGUGGCCAGAGCAGCGUCGAGGGAUAUAUACGGGCCCUGAAGCGGGGGUGCCGCUGUGUGGAGGUGGAUAUAUGGGAUGGACCUAGUGGGGAACCUGUUGUUUACCAUGGACACACCCUGACCUCUCGUAUCCUGUUCAAAGAAGUUGUGGCCACUGUAGCACAGUACGCCUUCCAGACAUCAGACUAUCCAGUCAUCUUGUCCCUGGAGAACCACUGCAGCUGGGAGCAGCAGGAGAUCAUAGCACACCAUCUGACCGAGAUCCUGGGGGAACAGCUGCUGAGCACCACCUUGGAUGGGCAGCUGCCCACUCAGUUGCCCUCACCUGAGGAGCUUCGGAAGAAGAUCCUGAUAAAGGGGAAGAAGUUAAGGACGCUUGAGGAGGAUCUUGAAGAACAGGAAGAGGAGGAAGAGCUAAAGACUGAACUAGAGAGGGAGCGGGAGGCUGAGCUGGAGCUGGAGUCCCAGUUUGAGUCUGAGACCCAGGAGCUGAGCCCACGCAGUAAGGACAAAAAUGAGAAGAAAUGCAAGGCCAUCUUGUGUCCAGCGCUCUCUUCCCUGGUUGUCUACACAAAGACUGUCUCAUUUUACAACUUUACUCAUUCGAGGGAGCACUACCGCUUCUAUGAGUUAUCGUCUUUCACUGAAACCAAGGCCAAGAGCCUCAUCAAGGAGGCUGGCAAUGAGUUUGUGCAGCAUAAUGCUUGGCAGUUAAGCCGUGUGUAUCCCAGUGGUCUGAGGACAGAUUCAUCCAACUACAACCCCCAGGAAUUCUGGAAUGCAGGCUGCCAGAUGGUGGCUAUGAAUGUGCAGACUGCGGGGCUUGAGAUGGACCUCUAUGAUGGGCUCUUCCGCCAGAAUGGUGGCUGUGGCUACGUGCUGAAGCCAGACUUUCUACGUGAUACCCAGAGUUCCUUCCAACCCGAGAGGCCCAUCAGCCCUUUCAAGACCCAGACCCUUCUAAUCCAGGUGAUCAGUGGUCAGCAACUCCCCAAAGUGGACAAUACCAAAGAGCAGUCCAUUGUGGAUCCACUGGUGAGAGUAGAGAUCUUUGGUGUUCGCCCAGACAUAACCCAUCAGGAGACCAACUAUGUGGAGAACAAUGGUUUUAAUCCAUACUGGGGGCAGACACUAUGCUUCCGGGUGCUGGUGCCUGAGCUGGCCCUGCUGCGUUUUGUGGUGAAGGAUUACAACUGGAAAUCCCGAAAUGACUUUCUCGGUCAGUACACCCUGCCUUGGACCUGCAUACAACAAGGUUACCGCCAUAUACACCUGCUCUCCAAGGAUGGCACUAGCCUCCAUCCAGCUUCCAUCUUCGUGCACAUCUGCAUGGUGGAAGGGCUGAAAGGGGAUGAAUCUUAAGGCAGGAGAAUCUUCACGCGACGACAAGAGUCAAUGCCGCUUCGCAGCCCUCUCGGACGACUACUCUACUCUGACACCGAUGAAGAU
This is a messenger RNA of Molossus molossus (Pallas's mastiff bat), 2840 nucleotides long. It is a transcript of the gene PLCD4, whose product is annotated as phospholipase C delta 4. Gene Ontology annotation, molecular function: calcium ion binding; phosphatidylinositol-4,5-bisphosphate phospholipase C activity. The transcript has 17 exons. Bases 450 to 2753 code for a protein of 767 amino acids. Gene Ontology annotation, biological process: intracellular signal transduction; lipid metabolic process. Lineage: Eukaryota; Metazoa; Chordata; Mammalia; Chiroptera; Molossidae. The record is from RefSeq and is a predicted model, not a curated record.